Messenger RNA from Choloepus didactylus (southern two-toed sloth), 1058 nucleotides. Its product is annotated as 5E5 antigen-like. NCBI's taxonomy places the organism in Eukaryota, Metazoa, Chordata, Mammalia, Pilosa, Megalonychidae. The transcript is spliced from 4 exons. The record is from RefSeq and is a predicted model, not a curated record. The coding region runs from base 367 to 1023 and encodes 218 amino acids.
AAAGGAGUGGGACCAGCACAGGACACCAAACUCAACUGCAGAGGCAAUUCCACUUCUCCUACCUGAGAUGUGCAGGGGUUAUGGAAAGAUGAAACCCAAGAACUCCGGCCAACUCUCUGAGGACCAGGGGAGGCGGAAACCACCCCCCAGCCCCCGCAUCAAACCAGGGUCCCCUGGUCAUCCGGACGGGGGGGAGGCAGUUCUCUGCUGGCCUCUGCCCCCUCCUCGGGAAGCCCAAAUUGGGCUCGCGGCUAUUGGCUCGACCUCGCCGAGCCAGUGGAGACCGCAAGGGAGCAAAAAGAGCCCCUUUCCCAAAAGAGACGAGGAGGGACGGAGCAGGCAGGUGGCCGCAGAAGGAGCCCUGCAAUGCGAAAGUCGCCCGGCCCGGCUCGCCGCGGCCCCUGCCGGCAGGUCUGGCUGGCGCGCCAGCCAAUCGUCCCAAGAGUCCCCGACCCUGGUUCAGCCACCCCCAGUACUACCACUGAUCUAAAUGCGGAGGGUCCACCGGAAACCCCACAUCGGCUCCCCAAGCUCCAAGCCCUCCCACCCCGGACGCGCGGACAGGCCCUGGGCGCAGCGCUGCGCCAGGACAGGGUUCUCGGCGCCUUUCGGAGGGACCCGGACCCCGGCUCGGCCGCGCGCAGCUCGCGCAACAGGCGGCGCCUCUGGGCUCCAGCGACGGCGGGCGCGGGGACCGGACACCGGACAGGAGCCCUGCGGGACCGUGCACCCGCGACCUUGACCACCGGGCGGCGGGGGCGGCAGAAGGCGGAGGGAGCUGCGGCCAAGUUGCGGGGUCUCCCGGGGAAGUGGACGGAGCGCGCGGGGAGGCGGGACCGAGGUCCUCGACUUACCGAGUCGGAAGAGGUGGCUGGACAGACGCUCCGAGCGAAAGGAGAACGGGUCGGGUCCAGAGGACGGACGCGCAGAAGGAGGUGCCUUCGGCCGAGGCUGGGGAGCGAACCCGGACCUCGGGGAGGGCGGCGCGCGGUCCGGAAGGCAUCGCCGCCCUCUCCGCACUGAGCGAGAACGCUCGGGCCGGGAGGGAGACGGGCUGG